CUGUUUAUUCUCUCGCCCCAUCUGUCUGUGUGCUCGCUCGCCCAGUGGAGGAGGAAGAGGAGGUGGCAGGAGGCCAAGCAGGAGAAGAAGGAGCACCAGAAGAAGGAGGAGGAGGAGCAUCAGGAAGCUGCCGGCUGCAUCUCCUCAUUGAAACGAGAAGGUCAGCCGGGAGGAGGUGGACCAGAGGGGGGGGGCAGCAGCUCCACAUCCACUCGCCGCUGGGACGCCGAGCCGUCACCACCGAGAGCCGGGACAGGAUCAGGCAGCACGGCCUUGCCAACGAUGGAUUUCAAGGCCAACCUGAAAGGGGUGAAGGACCGUAAGGCCAGUGCCACACAACAAGUGGACUUCCGUGCCGUGUUGACCAAGAAGAAAGCUGCUGACACGCCCGGCGAAAAGAAGACGGCAAACACCGCCAAGAACGGCGAGGGACCCAAGGCGGCGGCUAACAACUGCGUGGAUGGAGGCGUGCAGCCGAAGGGCAGCGCCGAUGGCGGCAAGGCACCCCAGUUUUUGGAGAAACUGAGCGACGUGACGGUGCUGGAUGGACAACGUCUUCGCCUUCAGUGUCGUGUUUCCGCCACGUGUGACGUCACUGCCAGUUGGACGCUGGAUGGAAAGCUCAUCAAAGCAUCCAAAUUCAUUGUCCUUGCCAAUGAAGGCGGCCUGUGCUCGCUGACCAUCGACAAAGCUCUCCCCGAGGAUGAAGGCCAGUACAAAUGCAGGGUAGAGAACUCGGGAGGCCAAGCAGAAUGUUCUUGUAUGGUUCUCGUGGACGACCCUCCAGAAAACUCUCCAGCUGACAAGAAUUCCAAGAAGAAGACUGCGACCUCAGAGAGUGAAGCUCGCAUAAAGAAGCCCACAGCCAAGACACCUCCCAAGCAAGCGCUGCCUCCGCACAUCCUACAAUUCCCAGAGGACAUGAAGAUCCUGGCAGGAGAGAAGGUGGAGAUCCCCUGCAAGUUCUCUGGAGCGCCACCCAUCAACUGCACCUGGCUCAAGUUUAGGAAACCUAUCCAGGAGGGCACAGCGGGAAUCUCCAUCACCAGCACGGAGAGCAACAGUCAGUUGACCAUCUCAAGUGGUCAGCAGGAACACUGCGGCUGCUACACUAUCGAACUGAGGAACCAAUAUGGCCUCAGACAAGCCGCCCUCAACCUCACCAUCGUGGAUAAACCCGACCCCCCAGCAAAGGUUCCGGCAACAUCAGACGUCAGGCGGGCUAGCCUGACCUUGUCCUGGUACGGUCCAACUUACGAUGGCGGCAGCGCCGUGCAGUCGUACCACCUGGAGAUGUGGGACUCUGUGGACCAAAAGUGGACACAGCUGGUAUCCUGCAACAGCACGUCCUACAAUAUCCAAGACCUUCUUCCGGAGCGCCAGUAUAAGUUCAGGGUCCGAGCAGAGAACAUCUAUGGGAUUGGGGAGCCGAGCGCAGAGUCAGAGCCCGUCACAAUGGGUCUCGUGGACGAUGAAAACCAGGAUGAGGUAGAGGAAGAGGAUGACGACUCAGAAAAAGAGCCAGACUACAGAGAGGUGUCAGUCCGAGCAGAUGUGAAGGUGAAGGAGCUGUAUGACGUGGAGGAAAGGCUGGGAACGGGGAAGUUCGGCCAGGUGUUCAAACUGGUAGAGAAGGCCACCAAGAAGGUCUGGGCAGGGAAGUUCAUCAAGGCGUACUCAGCCAAGGAGAAAGAGAACGUCCGGCAAGAGAUUGGCAUCAUGAACAGCCUCCAUCACCCCAAGCUGGUCCAGUGCGUUGACGCCUUCGAGGGCAAGUCUGACAUCGUCAUGGUGCUGGAGAUGAUCUCUGGUGGCGAGCUGUUUGAGCGCAUCAUCGAUGAAGACUUUGAGCUGACGGAGCGCGAGGUGAUCAAGUACAUGCUACAGAUUGUGGACGGGGUGGGCUUCAUCCACAAGCAGGGCAUCGUGCACCUCGACCUCAAACCUGAAAACAUCAUGUGUGUCAACAAGAUGGGCAGCAAGAUCAAACUCAUCGACUUUGGCCUCGCCAGGCGGCUAGAAAAUGCUGGAACUCUUAAAGUCCUGUUUGGGACACCAGAAUUUGUGGCUCCUGAAGUGAUCAACUAUGAAGCCAUCAGUUACCCCACUGACAUGUGGAGUAUUGGAGUAAUAUGUUACAUACUGCUCAGCGGUCUCUCACCCUUCAUGGGAGACAAUGAUAACGAGACUUUGGCUAAUGUGACUUCGGCCAUAUGGGACUUUGAAGACGAGGCCUUCGAUGAGAUCUCAGACAAUGCCAAGGACUUUAUCACUCAGCUGCUGAAGAAGGACAUGAGGGCGCGGCUGACUUGCCCUCAGUGUUUUGAGCACGCCUGGCUCAAGCAGGACACCAACACUAUGAAGGCCAAGAAGCUGUCCAAAGAAAGAAUGAAGAAGUACAUCCUGAGGAGGAAAUGGCAGAAAACGGGUCACGCAGUGCGUGCCAUCGGCAGACUGUCGUCCAUGGCCAUGAUGGCCGGGGUCAGUGCCAAGAAGGGCUCACCCACUGAAGAAGAUAACCCAUUCCUGGAAUGCUUGGAGCUGGAGCAGAAAGCGGAGUGCAAACCCACCUUCAGCACCGUCAUCCAAGACGUGGAAGUGGUAGAAGGCAGUGCCGCCCGCUUUGACUGCAAAAUCGAAGGUUACCCCGACCCCGAGGUGGUGUGGUACAAAGACGAGCAGCCCAUCAAGGAAACUCGCCACUUCCAGAUUGAUUAUGACGAGGAAGGCAACUGCAGUCUGGUCAUUUCAGAGGUGUCGGGCGAUGAUGACGCCAAAUACACGGUGAAGGCGGUGAACAGUCUGGGGGAGGCCACGUGUACUGCCGAACUGCUGGUGGAGGUGAUGGCAGGGGGGGAGGAAGAGGAGGAGGAGGAGGAGGAAGAAGAAGAGGAGUGAAUCCACCUCCUCCUUGGGCUGUGUCUUAAUUGGCGCACUUCUGUACUUACACUUCAUUACACAAAAUGCCAAAUGUUGCUCUAAAAACGGUCAAAAUGGUGAGUGUGCAGUGCUGGACACUUACCACCCUCAACAGUCGCCAUCUUGGCUCUAGCAGAAAGGGGAGGGACUACCAAACUAAAGGCGAUCAUUCAAAGAAGGGGGUGUGCGAUGAAAUUGUCACACUCAGGAACUAAGUGCACAAUAUACACAGUAUACUUAUUGAAGUGUACUGACCAAAGUGUUCCACUUGAGACACAGCCUUGGACUUGCACACAGACAGGAUGUGGUGCACUUCUAUUUCCUGUUUGACAGAAGGUUCCUGAUAUUCACAGAGUUGGCUCACAUGAUGCGCAGAAAAGAUCAAAAGUUUGAAACUAAAUCACAAGUUUGAGUUUCAACCUAAUUAUGAAAAUAAUUUUCGUAUUAGUCCAAAGCUAAUCUAACGGCACAACCCGGCAAGUGUGUGAUGCAUUUUUAACGGCAAUGAGAGAAAGGCCUUGUGGUUAAUGGAGCUGCAGGUUGAUCCAGCUCUGUCAAUACAGCCAGAGUGACAACUGUGAUUAUCAUUAUUUAUAAGUAAACCACACACAAAGUCUUUCUCAUCUAGAGCAUAGUUUUGUGCUUGUUGAAUGUGUGUGAGCCUUAAAGCGACGCUGUCGUCAUGGUUUGUUUGCUGUGUUCACACUGGAUAACACUGUGCUUUUACCACGUGGCCUCCUUCACACACUGAUGAUGAUGAUGUUAAUGAUGCCGCCUCGUGUCAUUCACAUUCUGAUGACACCAGCAUCAGGACCAACAGGGAACCAGUGGCCUUGCAAUCAUGAGACAGCCCUGAGCCAAGAUAAUGUGUUGAAACACAAACACACACACACUUUUUGGCUUUCUGAAUGACAUCAGCACUUUCUUUGCACAUUAGAGUAUUCACAGAGGGGAGUCAGCUCAACCAGGGGUGUCCAAAAUACAGCAAUUUGUGGCCUGCAGCUUAUUUUGUUUUGUUUUUUUUUGCCCACAGAACAUUAUAGAAAUACAAUUGAACAAGAAAGCCAACAGCAAAAAACAGAUAAAUUAUGCUUGUCAUAAUAAUAAUAAUAAUAAUAAUAAUAAUAAUAAUAAUAAUAAUAAUAAUAAUACACUUAGUCCUGUAACACAAAACUGAGAUGCAGGCUGUUUUUUUUUUAAAUCUAUUAAUAUAUUAAAUGUUGUUUUCUUUUUAAAUAACAGAAAUGUCAAAUAUCAAAACGGCCCUCCAUUUUAUUUUUUGUUUCACUAGGCCAAUACAUCCCUCGGGUGGCAAAUAUUUGGACACCUGAACUAAAAUUCACAGACGUGUGUGUUGUAUGUGUACAUUUAUUUCACACACACAGUGACUAUGGAGAUUUAUGGCACGUCACAACUGGCAGACAUUUUUUUUUCUAUUAGUUGUGUAUGAAGAAGGUCCUUGUCUAGUUUGUACAAUUAUAUAUAACUUUGACAUGUAUGACAACACUGCCAGUGUACCUACUCACGUUUAAGUAAUAAAAUAUUCACAAACCAA
Doryrhamphus excisus (bluestripe pipefish) is the source of this 4474-nucleotide messenger RNA. RefSeq names its product myosin light chain kinase b (gene mylkb). Gene Ontology annotation, biological process: protein phosphorylation. Lineage: Eukaryota; Metazoa; Chordata; Actinopteri; Syngnathiformes; Syngnathidae. The record is from RefSeq and is a predicted model, not a curated record. Gene Ontology annotation, molecular function: ATP binding; protein kinase activity; protein binding.